Molecule: messenger RNA, 1814 nt
Organism: Ficedula albicollis (Collared flycatcher)
Lineage: Eukaryota; Metazoa; Chordata; Aves; Passeriformes; Muscicapidae
Product: fatty acid desaturase 1-like
Exons: 12
Coding region: 55-1401 (448 amino acids)
Biological process (GO): lipid metabolic process
Cellular component (GO): membrane
Molecular function (GO): oxidoreductase activity, acting on paired donors, with oxidation of a pair of donors resulting in the reduction of molecular oxygen to two molecules of water
Source: RefSeq, a predicted model, not a curated record
UAACGGGCUGGCCGGCGUGGGCCGCCCUCAGCCGGGACACGGGAUCCCGCCGGGAUGGCUCCCCAGACCGGCCCCAGCGAGAAGGGGACGGGGUCUGUUCCAGCCUUCCCGCAGCUCUUCACUUGGGAAGAGAUCGGGAUCCGCACCGGCCGCGGGCAGGGCCGGGAGCAGUGGCUGGUGAUCGACAGGAAGGUUUAUGAUGUCAGCGAGUUUUCCAAGAGGCAUCCCGGCGGCAGCCGGGUUAUCAGCCACUAUGCCGGGCAGGAUGCCACGGAUGCCUUUGUGGCAUUUCACAAUGACAAGUCCCUGGUGAAAAAGUACCUGAAAUCUCUGCUGAUUGGGGAGCUGGCACCAGAUCAACCCAGCUUUGAGUCUAAUAAAAAGAAAUCCCUCUUGGAGGAUUUUCGUGAGCUGCGCUGCACCAUUGAGAAGAUGGGACUCCUGAGGCCCAAUUACUUCUUCUUCUUCCUGAUUUUCCUUCACCUCCUGGUGCUGGAGGCUGCAUCCUGGCUUGUGAUCUGGUACUUUGGCAUAUCCCUGGUGCCUUUCCUGGCUGGCAUGUUGUUCUUCACCACUGCCCAGAUUCAGAUGGGCUGGUUCCAGCACGAUCUGGGGCAUUGCUCUGUCUUCAGGAAGCCCAGGUGGAAUCAUCUCCUGCAGAUCGUGGUGAUAAACGUGCUGAAGGGGCUGCCUGCCAGCUGGUGGAACCACCUGCACAACCAGCACCACGCCAAGCCCAACUGCUUCCGCAAGGACCCCGACCUCAACAUGCACCCUCUGCUCUUCAGCCUGGGAAAGACCCUCUCCGUGGAGCUUGGAAAGCAGAAGAAGAAGUUCAUGCCUUACAAUUACCAGCACAAGUAUUUCUCCUUGCUGGCCCCACUUGCCCUCAUACCCUUCUUCCAGCUGUCAAUAUUCUACUAUGCAAUCAAGAGGAAAAAGUGGUUGGAACUGAUGUUGGUUGUGGCUUUCAACAUCCGAGUCUGCCUCAUGUACAUUCCUUUAAUGGGAUUUAAAAUCUUCAUGAUCUACUACUGGCUGUCCAGGUACCUUGAGAGUACCUGGUUUAUUUGGGUGUCCCAGAUGAAUCACAUCCCAAUGAACAUUGAUUAUGACAAGAACAAAGACUGGGUGUCUACUCAGCUCCAUGCAACCUGCAACGUGAACCAGUCUGUGUUCAAUGACUGGUUCACUGGGCACCUGAACUUCCAAAUUGAGCACCACCUGUUCCCCACAAUGCCUCGGCACAACUACUGGAAAGUGGCUCCCCUGGUGAAAAGCCUAUGUGACAAGCAUGGCAUUGAGUACAAAAGCAAAACUUUGUUGACAGCCUUUGUAGAUAUUUUGCACUCCCUGAAGGAUUCUGGGGAGCACUGGCUGGAAGCAUAUCUGCAUGGAUAGAAACUGGCAACUCUCCAAGGGAAUCCCUUCACCACACAACUACUGCCAAGAGUCAGGACACACCAUCCCUGUGCGUGUCCUCAGGCACAGGAACCCAGGAGCUGGGCAAAGUUAAUUUCAGUAAGAAUGAAAUGGGAAAGUGGCUUCAAGAUACAUUUUUUUCCUUGUUCUCAGCCAUGAACCUCUGCUUUUUUCCUGCUCUCAGUCUCAGAAUUCAGAGAUGGGCUUUUAAACUUGGGGAGAAGUAGCUCUUGAAUCAACUUGAUCAGUUUAACUUUACUGGAAGUGCCAGCUGCUUGCUUAUGGAAGAUGUUUGAAAGGAAAUUCUUCUCCGAGUCAUAGAAUCCUGGAAUGGUUUGGGCUGGAAGGGACCUUAAAGAUCCUCUUUCUCCACUCCCUGCCAUGGGCAGGGA